Impatiens glandulifera is the source of this 3285-nucleotide messenger RNA. RefSeq names its product MDIS1-interacting receptor like kinase 1-like. The record is from RefSeq and is a predicted model, not a curated record. Lineage: Eukaryota; Viridiplantae; Streptophyta; Magnoliopsida; Ericales; Balsaminaceae. Gene Ontology annotation, molecular function: receptor serine/threonine kinase binding; ATP binding; protein kinase activity. The transcript is spliced from 2 exons. Bases 52 to 3120 code for a protein of 1022 amino acids. Gene Ontology annotation, biological process: protein phosphorylation.
UGAGUGCUAGAAAGUGUGGCCAUUAAUGACAUCAAGAACAAUAAUCACAGAAUGCGUACCCAAUUUCUGAUCUUCUUCUUCUUCUUCCACAGUUUCAUCUUCCUGUCUCAUGUUCUUGCUGAUGAAGUAGAACUGUACUCUUUGUUAUCACUAAAAUCGGCUCUGGUUGAUCCCCUGAAUUAUCUUAAUGACUGGAGAUUAGCUGAAAAUGGAUUCAACGGCUCAGAUAACUGCAAAUGGACCGGUGUUGGAUGCAACAUGAAAGGCCAGGUGGAGAGGCUUGAUAUAUCGAACAUGAAUCUCACCGGCGAUGUCUCCGACCGAAUUGACGGAUUAAAAGGGCUGAUAUAUCUAAACAUUUCCUGCAAUGGGUUUUCUUCAUCUCUGCCAAAAUCACUCUCUAAUAUCAUUUCAUUACAAACUAUUGACGUCAGCCAGAACAACUUCGUGGGUGGUUUUCCGGCGGGUUUGGGUCGCGCCCCUGACCUCACUUCCGUCAAUGGCUCGAGCAAUAACUUCUCCGGCCAACUCCCGGAGGAUCUCGGCAAUGCGACAAACCUCAGAAGUCUUGAUUUUCGGGGGAGUUUCUUUGAAGGGUCGAUUCCGGGUUCUUACAAGAAUCUUCAGAAGCUGAUUUUUCUUGGUCUUUCUGGAAAUAAUCUCACCGGAGAAAUCCCACGAGAGGUAGGACAGCUUUCGUCUCUAGAGACUUUAAUUAUCGGUUACAACGAGUUUGAAGGUCCGAUUCCGGCGGAUUUUGGUAACUUGACGAAUCUCAGGUAUCUCGAUUUAGCAGUGGGGAGUCUCAACGGUCAGAUUCCGGUGGAAUUAGGCCGGCUGAAGAAACUAACCACCGUGUAUUUAUACCAGAACAAUUUUGUAGGAAGAAUCCCGCCGGAGAUUGGUAACAUUUCUUCGCUCGUCUACUUAGAUCUCUCCGAUAAUCAGAUAUCCGGCGAGAUCCCUUACGAGAUUACUUACUUAAAGGAUUUACAGCUGUUGAAUUUGAUGUGCAAUAAUCUAACUGGCCAUAUCCCAAUUGCCAUUGGCGAUUUGAUAAAGCUUGAAGUUCUUAAUCUAUGGCAAAACACCUUAACCGGUCCUUUGCCAACAAACCUUGGCCGGAACUCCCCUUUACAAUGGGUAGACGUGUCAUCCAAUUCACUUUCCGGCGACAUUCCGACAGGCCUAUGUGAUUCGGGUAACCUCACCAAACUCAUUCUCUUCAAUAAUUCAUUUUCCGGUCCUAUCCCAAUUGGCCUCUCGAAAUGCUCGACUUUGAUUCGAGUGCGAGCUCAAAAUAACUGUAUUUCGGGUCCCAUACCUCUUGGGUUUGGGAACCUUCCGAAGCUGCAAAGACUUGAGCUUGCUAAGAACAAUCUCACUGGAAGAAUCCCAGAUGAUCUUUCUCUUUCUCGAUCACUUUCCUUUCUCGAUGUUUCGUUCAACCGACUCCAAUCCUUAUUGCCUUUUGGGAUUUUCUCGGUUCAUACUCUUCAAACGUUCAUAGCUUCAAAUAACAUCUUAGAAGGGAAGUUGGUGGACCAAUUCUCGGAUUGUCAAUCGCUCUCGAUGCUCGACUUGUCGAACAACCGUUUCGAUGGAAUAAUCCCACCGAGCAUAGCUUCAUGCGCGAAGUUGGUGACAUUAAACCUAAAAAACAACCUCAUCUAUGGUGAAAUUCCUAAGCCCAUUGCCACCAUGUCCAUGCUAUCGGUUCUUGAUCUUUCGAACAAUUCUUUAAGUGGGAGGAUCCCCGCGAAUCUUGGAAGUUCUCCGGCCUUAGAAACAAUGAAUUUGUCGUAUAACAACCUUGAUGGUCCGGUUCCUAACAAUGGAAUGUUGAUGGCUAUAAACCCAAAUGAGCUUAUAGGAAACCCCAAGCUUUGUGGAGGAACACUUCCACCUUGUCCUUAUUCCAAAACCCAAACUUCCAAAUCCCAUUUAAGAAUGUCUCACAUUAAACACAUAGUUAUCGGAUUUUCCAUAGGUAUAGGAGUACUUUUAUCUCUUUUGGCAACCGCGUUUUCCAUAAGAUGGUUGUAUCGGAGAUGGUAUGUCUAUAGCUCUUUCUUCAACGACUGUUUCAGAACAAGCUCCUCAGAAUGGCCAUGGAGGCUCGUCGCGUUUCAAAGGUUGAGUUUCACUAGUUCCGAUAUCCUUGCAUGCGUGAAGGAAUCCAACGCUAUUGGAAUGGGUGCGAGUGGAAUUGUUUAUAAGGCCGAUGUCCAACGAACUCGGGAGGCUGUGGCAGUUAAGAAGCUUUGGAGAUCCUCGUCCGAAAAUAUAGAUAUUGAAUCCGGUGACGAUUUGUUUAGAGAGGUUAACCUACUAGGGAGGUUACGACAUCGAAACAUAGUGAGACUCUUAGGUUAUCUUCACAAUGAGGCCGAUGUCAUGAUGUUGUACGAGUACAUUCCGAAUGGAAACCUAGGAGAUGCCUUACACGGAGAACUCCCUCGAAGGAUGUUGGUCGAUUGGGUGUCGAGAUACAAUAUCGCGGUUGGGGUGGCCCAUGGGCUAUCGUAUCUCCACCAUGACUGUCACCCGCCAGUUAUCCAUCGCGAUGUGAAAUCCAACAACAUCUUAAUCGACGCAAAUUUUGAUGCGAGGAUCGCCGAUUUCGGUCUCGCGAGAACAAUGUUGCGCAAGAAUGAGACCGUAUCCAUGGUUGCCGGAUCCUAUGGAUACAUUGCACCCGAAUACGGAUAUACAUUGAAAGUUGACGAGAAGAGCGAUAUAUAUAGUUUCGGGGUGGUCCUUCUCGAGCUUUUGACGGGAAAGAGGCCAUUGGAUCCAGCUUUCGGGGAAUGUGUUGAUAUAGUUGAGUGGGUAAGGAGUAAGAUCAAGAAGAAGAGGUCAAUGGGAGAAGCACUUGACUCAUCAAUAGUGGGAUCAAGUGAGCAUGUUGAAGAAGAGAUGCUUCUAGUUCUAAGAAUUGCACUUCUUUGCACAGCCAAAAGCCCUAAAGAUAGACCAUCAAUGAGGGACACAAUAACAAUGCUUGGGGAGGCAAAGCCAAGAAGGAAAAGUGUUUGUUCUCUCAACAAAUUAGACAAGCCAAUCUUGACCAAUUCCCCUGUUUUGGGCCUUCUCCAGAAACAAAUCAUUAACUCUUGAAAAUUUCAAGAUUAUUCAAUGUUUUAGGAGGAAAUAAUCUGUGCAAAUUGUAAAUCUCCAAAUUAUUCAAAUCAUUAGUCUGAAAAAACUCCUUGUAUCUACUUAUUUUACUUAACAAUGUUAAAAUUACUUGUCCAUGAAUUUAUGCCAUUUAUCGUGAUUCAA